AUGGAGAAGAAGAAACCAGUGUCUACAACAAAGAAGAAUGAAAUUGUGAGUACCCAAGUUCGUUCCUCUUCUACCUAUAUAUCUGAUGAUAUUGCCUUCUCCAUUCUAUCAAAAUUGCCUCUUAAAUCUUUUAAACGAGUUGAAUCCGUUCGCAAAUCAUGGUCUCUCUUGUCUGAAGAUACUCAUUUCAUGAACAUGUUCCGCAACAAUUUCUUAUCAUCUAAUUCUUAUUACGACGGAGCAUCUCUAUUCUUAAAGGUUACAACAUGGCCAGAUAUGCAGCAGAUGCAAGUUUUGUAUACUCUUUCUGGUCACAGGUUUCAGAAUAUAGUUAAUUCUGAUUUCUCAAAUCCAUUUAAACAUGAUAGAGAUUUUCAAAUUUUUGGUUUUGGUAGUAUUAAUGGCACACUCUUGCUCCAUCAACGAUGUUGUUACAGACAUGCAUUGUGGCACCCAUCUACCAAGAAAUACAAGAUCCUUCCUCCUAGUCAGUUUGAGUCAUAUAUUCUAGAUGAUGUUAAGCGUUAUUAUAGCAUUGUGUGUUAUAUUGAUGGAUUUGGUUGUGACUGUGUUACAGAUGACUAUCAAGUCAUUCGUUAUAUUUUCUUUGCAGAUCCAAACAAUGAGCGCAAUAAAUCUCUGGGAAAUAAAUAUUUUGAACCCUUAUGGGAGAUAUAG
Medicago truncatula (barrel medic) is the source of this 678-nucleotide messenger RNA. RefSeq lists its product as uncharacterized. Gene Ontology annotation, molecular function: protein binding. Lineage: Eukaryota; Viridiplantae; Streptophyta; Magnoliopsida; Fabales; Fabaceae. The record is from RefSeq and is a predicted model, not a curated record. Bases 1 to 678 code for a protein of 225 amino acids. The transcript has a single exon.